UCCUAUGUGUAAAGUUGACAAGUUGAGUUAUAUACAUGUACGUUAAAUGAUUUGAUACAAAUAGUAAGAAAAAUAGAAAUAUAUUAAACUUGUAAUUUUCCAUAUUUUUAAUUCAAAUUAAAUAUAAAUACAAAAAUAACCAAAAUAUAAAUUGUUAUUUCAAUGCUAAAGUGGAAAAUACGCAAAAAAAAAAAGGAAAAAAUGAAUACAAACUUACGGUGACACGUAAACGUAAAACGAUAUUAACAUCCAUUUGUGAAUAAAUUUCUCAAAUCAAAUCAACUAACAAUUGAAAACACGCACAAAAAAAAAAAGAUGAUAAUAACGAUUGGGUUCGGAUAUUAUUGUUGAAUCAGACGUGGAGAAACGGUGGCUUGGCCUGCGAGAUCACCAGACCCAACAUCUUUGGUCUUUUAUCUCUGUGAAAACGUAAAAAGAAUAGUUUAUUCCGUAAAUAUUACGAGUCUGCAACAUUUGAAAAACAGUGACGUUCGAAGAAAUAGAAAACUGUGACACGCAGGAAGGGAACGUAACGCAAAAUUUAAUUAAAAAAUUACAACUGCGUACGAGAAAACGGACAUUUUGAACGAUACCUCGACUGAAAAUAAUAAACUAAAUUCAAUGAAAGUUACACUGAUUAUUUUAUUAUCCUGUGUUUAAUGUAUUUUUCAAUCAUAUCUUGACGUAAUGUGUAGUCGUAUUCUAAUGUAAUUUGGUAAUAUCUCGAAUAUUUUCUUUAAUUGUUUCGUUCAUCUUCAUUUGAUUGUUUGUCACUGAUAGAUUAUACCUUUCAAAACAAUACUUGAAUUUAAAUAUUUUUUUUUUUAUAUAUUUGGAGUUUACAUUUUUAUUUUAAACUUUGGAUUUUCUGUUGACGAGUCAUUCGUUCAUUGAUCGAUCGAAGCAGAUUUAUGAAACGAAAGUAAACGUUUCCAUAUUGAACUAUCGGUAAUAAACAUUCGAUGUAUUAUUGAUUCAAAACUGAAUCAUGCAAAAAUAAAGUCGGACAAAAUUAAACGAAUCACUUUUUUUGAAUAUACACGUUAAAUCGUUAUCGUUAUUUCAGGUUCAUUGGAUCUUAUUACAUUUAAACAUGAAGUUGACAAAUUUUCACACGCUAUGCCCUCGUAGCAAAUUUUUAAUAAUAACGUUAUUAACGGCAUUUUCAUAACUACGAUGCCACCACCAUCGUAAUCAUAACAGUUGAUUCAAACUUCGACUCGGAAUAAUUAGACUUUUAAGUGGUUAUUCCAUUAUUCUCAACAUGCGUACUCGAAGAAUUCUGACUCAUCGUUAACAUUUUCAAAUAUUUCGUGAACGCAACGGUUUCUCUACUAUUUUCAUGUCGUUAAUUGAAGUAUAAUGGCUGACGUAUUCGGAUUUCAUAAUAAGAAGGGGAGAGAAGAUGAACAGUCUAUUCAAAGUAACGAAAGUAUUCAAAAUGAAAAAACUGAAGAUGAAGAAGUCAAACAGCACGAAAAGUAUGAGAGCAAAAUUGAAAAUUCAGAGAAUAGAGAAUAUUCAGCACUGAUGGAACACACCGUUUAUCAUGAUGAUUAUUUAGAACAUGAAACAAACUAUGAAUAUGUGGAGGAAGCGAUAAAAUCCGUCUCUAGCGAUAUCAUAGAUUGGGAAAAGGAAGCAAAGGAAACUAUACAUUUAGAAACAAAUGAAAAUACAUUGAAAGAAAGACGAAAGACGAUUUUCGAUCUGGAUUCUUUUUCUGCUUCUGGUGUAUCAAGUAGCGACCUUCUACGUCUUACUUCGAAGGAUUAUGUACCUGAACCACCAACAGAAAUUCGCUAUUCUGUUUCACUGGGUGUACCAGGUACAGCAAGGAUCAAUUUGUCACCUCUAACGCAAAAGGUAAUCGGCUGUGUUAUAGGAGAAAACGUUAGUACCGAAUAUCCUUGGGUAUACGUACGAAAAGAGAUUAUCGAAGACAAUAUAGAUCUUCACGAAGACAGUAGCGAUUUCUUACCAGUAAAAAACGAAAUUCGAAAGUUUCCAAAUUCAAAGAUAUUAAUUGGUUACGUUCCAUCGUUAACUGAAGAAGGUCAGUUUUACAUAUGCUUAACUGAGGAAGGUCGAGACGCUGUGGUCGAGGAAAUUCAGAAACAAAGAGAGGAACAUGAAAAUCGAGUGAGAACUGCCGUCUACAAGCCAUUAGGAAGGUGGCAGGAAUUUAGUAGUAGCGUAGAGAUCGAAGCAACCAUCGUUAAGAAUACCAGACCGCUUUUAGAAAUCGAGGUAUUAGGCACAGCAGAUGUGCUCGAUGCACCACUUCGACUGAAAGAUAGAAAAGUAGAAGACGUUAGUGAUGGAUACAUUCAACUUCUUCCUUAUCGUCAACUCUUUGAAAAUAUUCCACGUAAACUGUUAAGCAAUAUGACUCAGGUCACUCCAGAUAUUCGAAACAUGAAAACUCAAACGGCUCUUUCGGUACCGGCAAAUUGUUGGAUUCAGUACAAAUACGAAUAUCAGUCUCCUGAUAUAUCAAAUUUUACCCCAGAUCAAACAGAAUCUUUGAAGAGUUUCCUUCGUCGUUUCACUGAUUACGUGUGCGAUCAAUUGCUGUUAAAUGCUACUUGGGACAUUUAUACGAACGACUAUGGCAAUUUGGUGAGAAACAUAAGAGACACUCAGUGGCCUAUACCUGUAAGCUACGAGGAACAUUUAAGUUUUCAGGAUGAACAGCACGUGGUUAAUAAAGUCAUUAAUGAUCUGUGUUGGCAUCCAUUAUGGACUGGUAUAGCGUUUGCUGCUUACACGAGCUAUGCCAAGAGUCAACAUUUGAUCGGACCUAAAUCAAACGAAGAGGUUGUCAAAGCUUACGACAACAAUUUUGUUCUCGUAUGGUCGUUCAACGACUGUCUGGCACCGAAAUUGGUACUCGAAAGUCCAAGGGAAGUGACAUCCGUGGCUGUGAAUCCACUGGAUGGAAAUCUGGUAGUCGGUGGUUGCGCAAAUGGCCAGAUCGUACUGUGGCACAUUCCCGGUAAAAUCGAGAAAGUAGAAGCGGUAGUUGUGUAUACGGCUGCUCAAAUCAAGCAUAGAAUGACAAUAAAGACUUUGAUCGCGUGGAUGCAGGAAGUACUUGAUACGUCUAUAAUCAGACCCACAGCAAUAUCCUCGUUGAAAGAGAGCCAGAAGGCAGCUGUGAUUCAGAUUAUAUGGAUUUCACCGUACGACCAACUUGAUUCCAGUGGUAGAAUCACGUCGUUACCAGAAGACACUAGUACCGAUGAUUUAUCGUUACAAUUUGUGACUGCAAGCGAGGACGGUACGAUUGCUUUCUGGAACUUGAAGUUAAAUGAAAAAUGGCAGAUGUACAAGAAGAAGGAACCGAGCCCGAGAAAGAAAGGAAAAGUAAAAAGACCAGAGGCGUUGAUAAAGUCUGUAUCUCCGUUUAAAAUAUUGGACCGCGUUUUCAAGCCUUGUUACAUCCUGGUGGCCCAACAUCCAAACGAAAGUCGAAACGUCGUGAUAACCACGAUUAGCAUGUACGUACCGAAAUUUGAGAAAAAACGUGUAGAUGUUGGUCCACCGUCUCAAGAUGUAACUGUCCGAAGAUAUUUUGAAAAUAUUAUCAAAAAACCGGAUUAUGUGAUGCAACCGAAGAUACAUGUCGGUACUGUUGAAGGUGAUUUUGGUUGCGUUACAUGGGAAGGAUACGAUUUCACAACGGAUUUAGCUAUUAAUACUGAAAAAUGUCGAUGGUGUUGGUUUAAAAGAGUACACGAUGGUCCCAUAACACAUACCGUUCGAUCUAGAGAAAACAGAACGUGGCUUGUAACAAUAGGUGGAAAGAUAUUUGCUAUUUGGGAGGAAGAUCUCGGUAUACCAUUAUUUUGGAAGAAGUCAGAUAUUGGGUACACUGCUGUUUCGUGGGGUAGUUUUCGCCCCACAAUACUAAUUCUUACACGAUUAGAUGGUACCGUUGAAUUAUGGGAUUUCAUGGUGAAAACAGACGAACCGUGCGUCCUCCAGAGCUUGUCUGGUCGCAUAAUCACAGGAAUAUAUACCCACGAAUUACAUUUGACCCCUCAAUGCGUAGGAUUUUGCGAUUUCAAUGGUAUCCUAAGAAUGUUCCUAGCUCCUACUACUUUCUUUGAAACAGACUCCGCCUGUAUAGAGUGGAUGACCAAUUUUAUUCAACGACAAGUGAAAAGGGUGAAAAAUUGUAGAGAAUGGCUAGAGAAGUGGUUAGAAACAAAUUAUAAAGAAAUUGAACAGAAAGAAAGAUUGUCGAAAGAAGCGGAGAAGAGGAAACAGCAGGAAGAAGAGAAAGCAACUGUUUCUAAAACAGUGGAAGUGGAAUCUUUGGUAGAGCCUGUGAAGAAAAGCUUGGUAAAUUGUGUUCCUUUUUUGAAAAGAUGGGAAAUGAUUCAAGAAUCACGCAGAAAGUGGGAAGCAAGGGAGCUGAAGCACAUGCAGCAAGUGCUUCUGGAGAAGAAAGGUUUAAGGAAAGACGACCUCGAAAAGCAACGUGAACCUAUCUUAAAAUUAGGACAAGAAAAGAAGAGGAAGAAACAAAAAUUACGGCAAACACUAAAAAUGCAAGAAAACAUUUUCGAGCACACGAAAAGUCUUUUCUUUCCAAAACAUCAGCCAGAAACAAGGCUAAUCUCCGUACCACCAAUGACAGAAAAAUUCGACGAACCAAUUACUGUGGAAGACACUAUACUUGAAGAAGAAAUGAUGGAAAUACAACGAAUUGACCCAAACGAAGAAAUAAUUUAUCAUUUCAUGGAAAUACAGGCUAAAGUGUUGGCUAAUUUACAGAAGCAUCCGUUCGAGUAUUCGUUUAAUUGGAAGAAUAUUUUAAAAGACAAGAAAACAUUGCGUGUCACGAUGGACGCUGAGUUGAGGAAAUUAAACAAAUUUAAAAGAAAAGUUAUAUAAAUGACGUCGAAAUAUUAAUUCAAUAAAUAAAUAUUUAAAUUUAUUAUUAAUAUUAAACAAUACCUAGAGAUCUACAACUUACGUGUGCUUUAAUACAAAAAUCUGUAUUGAAAAAAUAAAAUCUCUUUAUGUAUUAUAGGUACUAUCCGUAUAAGAUAGUAGAUUAAUGAAUGAAAAGUUAUUGUAUUGAAAUCAUAAUUAUAAUUUUCACGUCGUUCAAUUUCGUUUAACGUGUAAUUAAAUUGAACUUCAAUAU
This is a messenger RNA of Frieseomelitta varia, 5161 nucleotides long. Its product is annotated as dynein axonemal intermediate chain 3-like. Gene Ontology annotation, biological process: inner dynein arm assembly; cilium movement involved in cell motility. The transcript has 14 exons. Bases 1363 to 4905 code for a protein of 1180 amino acids. Lineage: Eukaryota; Metazoa; Arthropoda; Insecta; Hymenoptera; Apidae. Gene Ontology annotation, molecular function: dynein heavy chain binding; dynein light chain binding. Gene Ontology annotation, cellular component: inner dynein arm. The record is from RefSeq and is a predicted model, not a curated record.